AUUAAAGAAAUAGAAGAAGACGCUCAGCUUGACUUCAUACCGACAGAAAAGAAACUGAAAUGUUUUGUAAAUAUUAAAAACGUAUUCAAACUACGUUUUUAUCACCGGAUCCUGUGCGCUGUUUAGUCUAUAUCGGUACCGCUGAAGGCUGAAUCAAACUCUCCAUUUUAACGGGUUUCUGUUCCGAUUAGCAUUGGUUUAUUAGCAUUUAGCUAACCGGACAUCAGCAGAACACAACAGUCCCGCGAGACCAGCGCCGCAUACCUGCUGACCGUUACCGGUUCCGGUGAUCCCGUUCAGCCCCGCUGUCUUCCUCCUGCCACCGGGAGCUUCAUGUUCAACCGCCUCCCCGCCUCUCUCUCGCUGUUCCCCCGCCUCCUGCUCUCGUCCUCACCGAGGACUCUGAUCGGAGCCUGCCGUCUCCUGGGCAGGAUGGAGGCGGCCGUGGUGAGGUGCCUCCCCGGGGAGCCCAAGCUCACCAUCUCCUUCUGCCUCGACGGCAGCCACAAGCACAUGCUGCGGGACCAGGGCGAGGCGGUGGGGAAGGUGUUGGCCCGGAUCUCAAACAGCAUCGCCAAGAGUCAAGGAAAGGCGAAGAAGUCGAAGAAGAACAGGGGCCAGCAGCCGGGAGAAGCCGCGGAGCCCACCGUGGUGAAGCUCUUCUACGACGGGGACGAGGUGCCCGACACGGCGCUGAACUCGGAGGCGUGGCGGGACGGAUCCGUGCUGCAGGUGGGAGACGUCCGGUACUCGGUGCAGAGGAACGCUCCCACUUUCACCACCGCGGAGCUGCCGGUGUCGCUGCUGGCCGGUUUCCCCGUCUGCCCCAAGCUGGAGGUGGAGUUUGGGAACCUCCAGGACUGCGAGUUCACGUGGUUGAAAGAAAACAUCCCAGAUUCAAGGCCUGAAGCUGGUCAGGAUGGUGGCUGGACGCAGGUCGGACGUGAACGUGUGCACGUACCGUCCAAUCAGGACAUCGGCUGCAGAUUCAAACUGAUCUGUACACCCAAAGAUGGAAGUCGCAGCGGCCCGGCAAAGGAGCUGGUCUCAGUAGGAGCCGUGGAGGCUGGACCAGGCGUGUGCACGUUUGACAACCGUCACGCCUACACCGUGAGAGGGGCAGAGUGGCCGGCUGUCAGGGUGGUGUCGUACAACAUCCUGGCUGACGUCUACGCCCAGACGGACCUGUCUAAGACGGUGCUGUAUCCCUACUGCGCCCCCUACGCCCUGCAGCUGGACUACAGGCAGAACCUGAUCAAGAAGGAGCUGGCCGGGUACAACGCCGACAUCAUCUGUCUGCAGGAGGUCGACAAAGGUGUGUUCGUGGACAGCCUGGUUCCGGCUCUGGAUGCCUUCGGGCUGGACGGUGUUUUUAGGAUAAAAGAGAAGCAGCAUGAAGGGCUGGCCACUUUCUACCGCAGGUCAAAGUUUCGGCUGCUGAGCCGUCAUGACGUCAUGCUGAGUGAGGCGUUGACCUCUGACCCCAUCCACUCUGAUCUGCUGGAGAAGCUUUCUGCUAACAGCGUCCUGAAGGACAGGAUCCUGCAGAGGUCCACCUCGCUGCAGGUCAGUGUGCUUGAGGAUGUCAGUAAACCAGGCAGGAAGGUGUGUGUGGCCAACACUCACCUGUACUGGCACCCCAAAGGGGGGAACGUUCGCUUGGUCCAGAUGGGCGUGACUCUGCAGCACCUGAGGCGUGUGAUCAGCGAGGUCGCACCUGAAGCCCCGCUGCUCUUCUGUGGCGACUUUAACUCCACCCCAAACUCAGGUGUGUUCCAGCUGCUCAGUGAGGCUGUGGUUCCUCAGCAUCAUGCAGACUGGAGCAGCUCAGGGCUGGAGGAGGCCUGCAGCAUGGAGCUGCUGUCUGCCUUCCCCCCUCUGCUGAGCGCCUGCGGUCAGCCGGCCUACACCAACUACGUGGGAGGAUUCCACGGCUGCCUGGACUACGUCUUCGUACAGCCGGACAGCAUGCAGGUGGAGCAGGUGAUUCCUCUGCCCAGCCACCAGGAGGUGACCACCUACGAGGCUCUGCCCAGCGUGGCCCACCCCUCCGACCACAUCGCCCUGGUCUGUGACCUGCGCUGGAACUUCUGACCUCCAGACCGGAAGCUGCUGAAGAACCAGCCUCCACACGCUGUCAGUCAACAGUCAACAGAACUGUCUUCAAUACAGCAUCAUAAAUUGUUAUGGUUAAGUUUGUAUUGCAUUAUUUACAGUCCUCAUUAGACAAUAAUGAAUUUUCAUCACUGAUAUUCAGUGUUGAGGUGUAAAAGACAAUUAAUUGCAUGAUUCUUGUUUUUUUUAAGGAGAAUCUAAGUAAUGAUUCUUCCUUUUAAUCAGCUGUUGUCAAAGACUUAAUGGCUUUAAUUCUGCUGUGAUAUGGUUAAUGAAUAAAUAAUAACAUUUUAUUAUAAGUAUUUAUAAUGUGACCGGUUAGUUUUUAAUAAAGCUUCACUUGACAACAUGAA
Molecule: messenger RNA, 2468 nt
Organism: Amphiprion ocellaris (clown anemonefish)
Lineage: Eukaryota; Metazoa; Chordata; Actinopteri; Pomacentridae
Gene: pde12
Product: phosphodiesterase 12
Exons: 8
Coding region: 334-2094 (586 amino acids)
Biological process (GO): nuclear-transcribed mRNA catabolic process, deadenylation-dependent decay
Cellular component (GO): mitochondrion
Molecular function (GO): 3'-5'-RNA exonuclease activity
Source: RefSeq, a predicted model, not a curated record